This is a messenger RNA of Oppiella nova, 1302 nucleotides long. NCBI's taxonomy places the organism in Eukaryota, Metazoa, Arthropoda, Arachnida, Sarcoptiformes, Oppiidae. The record is from the annotation of a GenBank genome assembly.
UACAGAGCUCUACUGUUAGGAGUGGUGGUCAUAGUGUUCUCAUGGAUUCACAACAACUUCCGUAUAGUGGACCUACCGUUGCACUCGGUGUGGACCUGGAUCUUCUCCCUGCUGUUGGUUGAGUUCACCUACUAUUGGACCCAUAGAGCUCUACACGAGAUCAACAUCCUAUGGGCUGCCCAUCAGUUUCACCACAUGGCAGAGGACGUAAACAUCACCACAACCAUCAGGGACUCGGUGGUCGACCUCAUCCUAUACGAUAUAUUCCCGCUGCCACUGGCGAUGAUAGUGCCGCCGCCCAUACUGGUGGUGCACAUCCAGUUCAGUCUCAUAUACCAGAUAUGGCUGCACAAUGAGGUGAUCGGCCACUUGGGCCCCAUUGAGUACAUAAUCAAUACGCCCCGUCAGCAUCGGGUUCAUCACGGAAAGAACCCCUACUGUAUCGACAAGAACUACGGGGCACUCCUCAUGAUAUGGGACAGGAUUUUCGGCACAUAUCAGGAAGAAAAGGAGAAAAUCGUAUUCGGAGUCGUGUCGCCCACCCCUAACACCUAUGACUCCAUGACCCUUCAGUUUGGCUACUAUAAUGAUGUGGUCAAGAAGUUUAAUAGUGUCGAUGGUUGGGGUAAUAAGAUGUCGGCGCUGUUUAAGGGCCCCGGAUGGGCACCAGGGAAGCCUAGAUUGGGACUAAUUAAGGAGGUGCCUGAGCCCGACCCGGCGGCUCCCAAGUACUCGUACGACCCCUUCAUACCGUUGUGGCGAAAGUUUUAUGUCUUAUUUCACGGCACCAUUGUGUUGGUGGCGUUCAUACAACUGGCCGAUCACCCAUAUAUUCGAUAUUCAGCGCUAAAAGGUUUGGCCGGAAUAGUGUACAUCGUACUGUUUCUCACAUCUGUAGGCGCUUUAUUUGAUUGCAGGAAAUUUGCACCGUUACUCGAAAUAGUUCGCUGUGUUAUCUACUUUCCUGUCGACUACUAUUUGGUAGACUCUGUCCACUGGGCUAUCGAUGCCAAUGAGAAGUUCGUGUUGUCCUCAUCGCUGUGGAUGGUCCGGGUAUCGCACAUAUUGUCCAUAUUUUUCUGGUUGGGUUACACGCUGUUUAAUAAAUACGAAAAGCCAUCCAAACCCAAGUUAGGCCUAAAGGACAUGGAGGGACACGACUCUAAUGAAAACCCAAGUGAUAGCAUGUUUGAAAAGUGUCUGUUUGCGUUGGGUAUAUUGACCAUGUUCAUUUCAGUGGGCUUUUUGUAUACUUAUAAUAUUGAUAGUUGUAAGGAUGUAACCCAUGCUGUAAUUAUGUGG